AGGUCCGAUGAAGGGGUUCAGAGUCUCUCAGAUUUUGUUCUAUACAGAUUUAACUGCGUAGUUUGCGUAUAUGGGUUUCAUAAGAAAGUAACAUAAAUCAUUCGUAUGAACUCUAACGAGGAUAACGAAGAACAGAGCGGAAAUCCAACCGCAAGUAAGGCCCCAUCCUCAUUAUCAUCCAACCGACCAGAAACUGGUGACGGAAUGAAGCGGGCUUUAGCAAAACAGCUGAUUGAGAAAUACUACUACCAGCUGACUGAUGGCUGUGGAAAUGAGGGAUGCGAAAAUAAAUGUUGUGCAUCCUCCUCAGAUUUCACAUAUCGAGAACGUAGUCGGAAUGAACUAGCUGUCCAGGCAGUGGAGAUGUUCAAGGGUAAAGCCACAUUAUGUGAACUACAGCCAAGUAAAGUAGCUAAGAUGCCAGAGGACUGUGAACCAAGCCCAUGUAGCAGCCAUGACGUUGGGCCUCUUCCUGAGGUCACGUCAGCUACAGCCCUACUUGUACCUGGACCCUCGGCAAGGAUGAAUAAUCUCCCUUUACCAAUGUUAAAAAAAUUAUCGCCAAGUAGUAGUUCUUCUACACCAGAGAAAGAAGUCCUUUCCCCAGUUGCAAGGGAAACAAAGUUUUUGACUGAAGAGAUUCUAGUUAGCCUAAUAGCAGAUUGUAAAGAAAACAACAGCUGGUCAAAAUUGGUGAGAUUGAUAGGUUCUACCUACAAUAACACAGACUCACUAUUGCUCAGUUUUCGAAAAACCAAAGAAACAAGUGUGCCAAAAGAAAAAGAUGUAGAUAAGGACACAGAUGAAAAAGAAGAGGAUUCUCUUGCUGGUCAAGAGAAGAUGGUGAUUGAUGAAUCCAAGGAAGAAGAAGACACAGAGGAGGAGUUAUCUAUUGACAUUCCUUCAUUACGCAGGGCUUACACUGCCCUGUUGGAGAUCCAGGACACUCCAGUGAAGGGAGCACUGAUAAAUGCUCUCAUGUCCUUGGCUCGCUCAGUAGAAAUGGACUUAAAACAUCACAAGGUUAUGGACAGAAACCCACUCUAUAUCAACAUCUUUAUUAUUGUGAUGGAAAUUCCAUUAAUGUCCAGCCCAGAGUUCAUUGAAGGAGCAUUUCCCCAAUUCUGCAAAGCUUUGAGCCAAUUGUCACUACAUGGUCAGGCGAGAUUGGCCAAAGUGUGGUCCAGGUUUGGUGCUGACCGUCUGCACGAAAUGUUGCAGGCACUGCAUCAGCUCAUCACCAUGAGGAUUGUUCAGAGUGAGGCUAGGUGGGGUGGGGGCUACUACAUCAAUGAUGACGAUGGCAUAACUAGUGCUACCAAAGUCAUGAAAAUUCUUUUCUAUGCCAGCAUUUAUGGAAGUGAUAGAGACUUGAAGGAUUCUGUGGAAGAGGAAAAGUCUCAAAACGAAAAGACACUACAGGAUAUGUUCCAACUUCAAGGUGCAUUUGGCAAUGAGCCCAAGGAAUCUCGGCAACCCAAAGAAGAUUCUUUGGGUCAAGAACUGGGAGUGUCACCCUUGGAUUCCAGACAGCCUUUGGUAGCAUAUGAAGACUUCGUAAAUGAAAUAUUGAACGAAUAUGUAGACUUGGAAAUUGACUACAAAUACAAAUUAGAAAAUGAAUCAAAGUUUUCCUUCAUGAAUCACUGUUUUAUAUUGACAACUGCAUCAAAGCAAAAGUGCAUGAACUUUGACAACCGAGUGAGAAUGUAUAAUGAGAGAAGGACUUCUAUUCAGCAAACUGUUUUAUUUGGAACUCCACCUACACCCUUCCUUCGGCUCAGGGUCAGAAGAGAUCACCUCAUAGAUGAUGCAUUAGUUGCUCUGGAAAUGACUGCCAUGGACAAUCCCCAAGACUUGAAAAAACAGCUCAUUGUGGAGUUCGAGGGUGAACAAGGUCUGGAUGAAGGAGGCGUUUCAAAGGAGUUCUUCCAGCUUGUAAUAGAGGAGCUUUUUAAUCCUGAUUUUGGGAUGUUUACUUACAACGAAGAUACACAUUUCUUUUGGUUUAAUCCUACAUCUUUUGAAAACGACGGACAGUUCACCCUUAUUGGCAUAAUGCUUGGUCUUGCUAUUUACAAUAACACUAUUGUGGACGUCCACUUUCCUCCGGUUGUCUACCGAAAGUUAAUGGGUAAAAAGGGCAUGUGGGCAGACCUGAAAGACAUAGAUCCUACAAUGGCAAGCAGUCUUAAGCAGAUGCUAGAGUAUCAGGAGGAAGACUUUGAGGAGGUUUUCCCCCAGUCCUUUUGCAUUGACUAUAAAGAUGUAUUUGGGAGUGCAUUAACCCACGACUUGAAGGAAAAUGGUGCAAACAUCAUGGUUUGUCAAGAAAAUAAGCAGGAAUUUGUUGAUAUGUACACUGACUUCAUUCUGAAUAAAGCUAUUGAGAAACAAUUCCAUGCCUUUAAAAGGGGAUUUCACAUGGUGACCAAUGAGAGUCCAUUGAGAAUACUUUUCCUUCCAGAGGAGAUUGAACUGCUGAUUUGUGGUAGUAAACAAUUUGACUUUCAUGAACUGGAGGAAGCUACUGACUAUGAUGGGGGAUUCACUGUGGAUUCCACAACAAUCAAACAUUUCUGGGAAGUUGUCCAUAGCUUUUCAGAUGAACAAAAGCGAAAACUGGUCCAGUUUACAACUGGAACAGACCGAGUCCCUGUUGGAGGUCUCUCAAAACUCAAGCUCAUAAUAGCCCGCAAUGGGCCAGACUCAGAUAGACUGCCGACAGCACACACCUGCUUCAAUGUGCUAUUGUUACCGGACUAUUCCUCCAAGGAGAAACUCAAUGAAAGACUACUGAAGGCCAUCAACUACUCCAAAGGAUUCGGAAUGCUUUAAAAAGGACUUCACUUACAACUCCAAAGGAGGGAGAUGAAUUGGAAGCUGACAAUAUUAAGCUCACCAGGAGAAAUUCCUUGUAUUAUGAAUUUGAUAAUGAUGAGAAUUGUUGACAUUUUAACUGCUGAAUAUGAGCAGUAUUUGUGUUGGGCAAACCCAUUGUGAUGUGUUUUUGUAUAAUUUGUCCAGAGAUCUGUAAUUCUUGUUAGCAGAUUUUAUACUGGUGUGUCAUCUCCCGAUCAGAACUCUAGCCAUACCCAUCACUCCUAGCUGCACUCUGUAUGAAUCUUAUCCUUCCUGCAGAGUUAAACACAAAAUUUUGAGAUUUCAUAGUAAAGCCAUUGCUAAUACAUUGUUUUCCCUGAUACAUUGAAUUGUCUAGCUUUUUAUCAUAUUGUUCUAAUAUUGUUUACUUUUCCAUUUAAUUUUUAGUUGAUAAAUUGGUUCAUAAAUAUCUUUGUAACACUAGCUUAAAGUUAAGUUUGAUUGCAUUUUGAACAUAUCCUUUAAAAGUUUUCUUUCAAAGAAUUUAAAAGAAAAUAAAGAUGGGUACCAUCGUGCAAAGAAUUUCAAAGAAAUCAAAGAUGAGUACCAAUUAUCAACUUUGAUUUAUAUAUAGGGAAAUUGUUAUUAAAAGUUACAUUUUCAGAUUUCUUUAAAAUGUUGUUUAUGGUCAGUAAAUGAGCAAAACACAUAUCAGUUGUUGUGUUCAACAUGUAACAGUCUUCAUUACAGUGGUAGUCCCUUUAGUAGUGGUUAACUGUAGCUUUGGCUUUCUUGUACUUAGUCUCUUUAGUAGAAAGCUGAUUGAGUAUCUCCAACCUGCUUUGAAGACUGUGGGUAUGGCUGUCUUAUGGUCUUUAUUUACUGUAACACCUGACCUUGAUUACAAGAGUUCACAAAGUUAGGGCACCUAGAGUUGAAGAGAAAUAUAUCUGUGAUGACAUUUUAUCGAUGAGUAGUCAUACCCUAAUUCAGUAUAUCGUACGGAAGACUGGAUGGGAGCAUUUAUAUAUUGGUGUAGUAGAUUAACACUGUUGACUGUAUUGGUAACUUUGUGAAACAGAGGCCAGGAUUAAGAAUGGUUUGUAUUUAUUGUUAAGUAGAUAUUACAUUUAAUUUGUAAAUCACAAUCAGUUUGAUUCAACUUUGAUCAAAGAUUGAUUUAAAAAAAAAUGUCUGUGGAAAUGUUAUAUUUAUUAUUCAGUUCUUUUGAAGAUUAUUAAGUGUGGUUAUUAGUUCUAUAUACAGCAAAACUGAAAGCAGGUCCUAUCUAAGAAAUAUUUAUUUGCUUGUUUAUUUAAUAUUUCAAUUUCUGGUUCAUUCAUAUAAGGAGCACUUUCUGGAAAAAUGACAAAGACUACCGGUAAAAGUAAAUGCAUGGAUUGGUAUAUUCAAAUGAGGAUAUGUAAUUUCAUAGUUACAUAAUGUUCAUUGUACCAUUGGUAUCAAAUUUAUUUUGUACCAUACUGACAAUUGCAAGAUGAAUGAAAGCUAGUGGUGUUCUGUAAAUUAGAUCUUUGCAGGCUAAGUGAUAGCAAUGGGCAUUUGUACUUUGCUAAAUUUGCAGUUGAAAUGGCAGCAAGUUACAGUUUGUGCUUGUACUGUGGUAAGCUUAGUGAAAAGUGGCUUCUGUGCUUGCAAUGUACUUUUUACCUUUGUAAGGAAACUGUCAGGUAUGCCAUUAAUUAUUCUACUGUAUUUGUCACUUGAGCUUGCUUGGCAAUAUAAUCGUAUAGCUCUGAGGCUUUCUUUUGGCAAUUCCCCUUGAUUCAGUCCAGAUUAGUAAAACAAGAUACAUUUAAUAGAUUCAUAAAAAGAAAAGUUUUAAGGUACAGUGUUUUUUUUAUAUUUUUGUAUUUUGUUUGCUGGAGUACCAUACAAAAUAUGUUAAGGUCAGUUGGAUGAUUAUUUGGAUGAUUGAAGUACAUGUACUUGUAUGCCUGCCAAACCUGUUACAGUGUUGUUAAUAUACAUGUAUGAUUGUGUAGUUUCUGUUUGGAGAUAGAUUGCAUAGACUGAAACUCUGUCAAACAUCCCUGAUAAGAAUUUGAAGUUCUAGUAUAUGUAUGGGGAAAAAAGAAUAAAGACUUGCCAUUGUAUUAUGUGCUGUUAUGAUAAUUCCAGAUUUAGUAUAUAUUAUCUGCUCAGUUGAUAUCCAUGUUGUAUUCAUGAGUUUGUGUUGUGUAACAUAAUUUCAGCAAUAUGUCUAUGUAUGUGAUCAGGGCAAGUUUUCGUUAAGAAAAAUCAAUAUUGAAGCUAAAGUUUACACAAUAUCUUAGUUAUCUCCCCAGUUGGUGAUUCCAAUGACCUGAUCUUGAUGCAAUUUUUACUAGAAAUAAAUGCAAUAGAUGCCAGAUGUAAAUCCUUACUACAAUAAGAUUGCAUGGAAUUAAACAUGUAAGAACAGAGUAUAUCUUAACUUCUUUUUUUCAUUAUCACAAAUUACUUAUAGAUUCAGACAAAGAUGUUAUUAUCUUUAUUUUUCUUCAGCGAAGCAAUCCCGGUUCACAUUCUGAUUUUGGUGUUGAUGGACGACACCGUUUUCCAUUAUCUUGUUUUCUACCCUUUUAGUGUAUAUACAUCACAAAAUGAACUUUAACUAUGAUGUAAAUGUGUCUGGGCUCACUUGGUAGUGCCCCAUUACCAUAUUUACUGAAGAGAUUUAAAAUAUUGAAUUUUCUGUGCUAGCUAUAACAAUAAACGCUGACAUGGAUUGUAGUGCUUGUGGUAGUUUUUCAUCAAAAUUUUACAACUUCUAAAGGAACACAAUAUAUAUUCCUCGAUUUAAAGAAUUGGAGAAAGUAAAUUUUAUGGAUGUUAAAUUAAGAAUUAUAUAAAACCUAACAGUUUGUUAACGGUAUGAUCUUUUUAUUCAUAAUUUUGGGUAAUGCUGACCUUUUUAUUUUCUACAUUACAAGUAUCAUUGUGUUAAGAACAGACAUUUACAAAUUAAAUUUUAUCAAAAAUAAAA
Ylistrum balloti is the source of this 5812-nucleotide messenger RNA. Its product is annotated as ubiquitin-protein ligase E3A-like. The record is from RefSeq and is a predicted model, not a curated record. The transcript is spliced from 11 exons. NCBI's taxonomy places the organism in Eukaryota, Metazoa, Mollusca, Bivalvia, Pectinida, Pectinidae. Gene Ontology annotation, biological process: protein polyubiquitination. The coding region runs from base 106 to 2838 and encodes 910 amino acids. Gene Ontology annotation, molecular function: ubiquitin protein ligase activity.